GUGAAAAAGCUACUUUUACUAGCUCUCUCCCCAAACCAAAGAUCCACUCAAAAAAUGAAAAUGCUCUCAUAUUGGACAUACCAAAUAUGAGUAACAUUGCAUCAAAUGAUAUUGUAGCAGCCCUCGCAGCUAAACUAGGAGGAAGACUUAAUGGCAGCAAAAUUUCAUUUUUCUAG
Molecule: messenger RNA, 176 nt
Organism: Scutellospora calospora
Lineage: Eukaryota; Fungi; Glomeromycota; Glomeromycetes; Diversisporales; Gigasporaceae
Source: the annotation of a GenBank genome assembly